This is a messenger RNA of Nicotiana tabacum (common tobacco), 2369 nucleotides long. Lineage: Eukaryota; Viridiplantae; Streptophyta; Magnoliopsida; Solanales; Solanaceae. The record is from RefSeq and is a predicted model, not a curated record.
AUAAAUUUUAAGCCUAAAAAUUAGUAUUCAAAUUCUUCUGCUUAGUGUUUGUAUGGUUGUUGUAAUCCUAAGGUUGUAAAUGCAGUUUGAGUCUAUGCUUGAAGGAAAAAUUAAGUAGUAGUAGUGUUUUUCUCACGAGUUGUUUACUACGAUGAAUUGGAAGUUUUACUGUUUAGUGAUGAAAUUUGAAGUUUUAAAAUUUGACAAAGCAACUCAGAUUCCUCAAUUUAUACCUGAUAUCUGUCAACAGAUCUCAAAAUGAAAAUGUUUUAUUUUACUCCUAUUAAGUAGUCGAAGAAGAAGACAUAAAUAAGGAAAAAGGAACAUUCUGAGAGAAUUAGGAUUCAAACCCUUCUGAGUAGAAGCACUUUUAGUCUGGUCAUUUCGUGCACCGUAGGGUAUGGCUUAGUGGUCGAUGAAGUGAGAGGAGAACCACGAGGUUUCACGUUCAAAUCUUAUACGGUAGGAGGCAAAAUAUACUAGGUAAUUUCUACCUAUCUACCUAUUACGUAGCCGGUAAUAGUCAAGGUAUGUACAUGUUACUAGUGGCAUGAAGAGGACUCUCAACCACUAUGAACAAGAAUGGCCGGUACUCGAACACCAUUGUCAUACAAGAAAAACACCAACCACUAUACUUAAGGAACUGUUCUGAUUUUUUCCCCUCCAAAACAGAUGGAAAAAGAGUUGCCGUUGAAGGGGAUAGAGAUGAUAGGAUCAGCGGUUUACCAAGAAAUGUUAUAGAUCAUAUCCUUGAGCUUUUACCGGUUCAAGAUGCUGCAAGAACUAGUAUUUUGUCGAGUAACUGGAGAUAUAUUUGGUCUACUCUUUCAAAUCUGGUGCUGGAUUACGACUUCUGUCGUAAGUUAAUAGGAGAGUCCGAAUCCAAGUUCAAACUAGCAGUAGAUGAGAUCCUGCUACUGCGCAUGGGGAAUAUUGUGAAGUUCGUUCUUGACAUCAGCGGAGCAUAUUUGUCGUGUGCAGAUAUUGAUAGAUGGGUGCUUUUUGUCACCAGAAAUGGCGUCAAGAAGCUAACCCUUCGCAUUUCAAAUCUCAAUACAUAUACUCUGCCCCUUUCUAUUUUUGAAUGUUCAACAUUGACAAGUUUGGAACUCACCAACUGUGUCUUCAAACCACCCAGUUCUUUUCUUGGUUUUCCGAAUCUUAUCGCACUUCAUCUGGAAGUUACAACCUUUGUGCCAACCACAUCAUUUUGCGUUAUCAACGCCCCCCUUCUUCGGUACUUGUCCUUGGACAUGUGUCCUGGUACUCAGUACCUAAACAUUAUUUCACCGGUGUUGAAAUCCUUAGGCGUUCGAGAUAGUCACUACUAUCUCAUGCUAAAUUGUUUUAUCAACUGCAAAAAAUUGAGAGUGGUCAAACUUCUUUGUGAAGUGGUUGAUAAUCAAAAUCAUGAUGAAAAAUUAACUCUGGAGAAGCUUCUUAUUAGCUUGCCUGCACUUGAGGUACUCUAUUUGAGUUCAUAUAUCCUUGAGAUUUUGAGUGCAGAUGUAGUUCCAAAUGGGCUUCCUUUUACGCUCAACUUUUUGAGGCAUCUGUCGCUAUUUGUAGCCUUUGACCAUCUGGGUCAGACUUCUUAUGCUCUACAGCUAAUUAAGAAUUCCCCCAGUUUGAGUAAACUUGAGAUUUGGGUAAGUAAUAUUAGUAAAUUAUGCGGUCUUGCACUUGAUAUGUGUAUGAUUUGGUUCAUUUUUGCACUUCAUAUUUGGGAACAUGGAAGGGGAGCCUUGGAGCAACGACAAAGUUAUUUCUGUGUGACCUAUAGGUCACGGGUUUGAGCCAUGGAAACAACUACUAAUACUUGAAUUAGGGUAGGCUGUCUACAUCACAUCUUUGAGGUGCAAUCCAUUCCCGGGACCCUGCGUGAAUGUAUUAUCUACCACUGAUAAUGACGAAGCAGUUUUGAAGUAUCUGGAUACGCCGUCCUGCUUGGAACAGCCAAUCAACAAGCUCGAGCAUGUGACCAUCAAAUCUUUUGGUAUCUCAAAAGUUGAGCUGCGUUUUGUAAAGCUAUUGCUUUCUCGCACUCCAUCUCUGCUAAGGAUGUGCAUUAGUCAGAAGACAGACAUAGACGUUGAUAUCGCCUUAGAGUUGAUGCGUUUUCCCAGAGCUUCUCCCAGGGCAGAGCUGUCCUAUUUUCGAUAUUAGGAUUAGGAUUUUAACUCAAAGGAAGGGAUGAAUGGCAAAUUUUGUAAACAUGUGGUGAUAAAUAUGUUCUUCCCUCGAUAUUUUGAAAGACCAGUAUUUGUCAAUGUCUUUGAUAUGAUUCUCAGUCUUUUGGUAUAUUGUUUAAUCGUCUGCUUCUGAUUAAAGUUUCCUGGCUAUUGAGAAAUAGUCCAUUCGAUGGUUUA